UACGCAGCAGUGGAUUGUGACCUCUUGGCCCUCCCUGCUUGUAGCCGGGCACAGAGUCUCUCACUCUGGCUUGUGCCUGCACUCCAGCCGAGCGUGUCUGCGAGGUUUGGAGCGAGCAGCGAGGAUAGCCUUGGUGCUGGUCUCGUGCUCUGGGAGCUGCUGACAGCCGCUCUCAGUGCUCGUCCCCAGAGCCACUGGAACUUCUUCCCCGCCCUGCCUGGCUCAGGCAGCCGGGGCACCCAGGAGGCCGCAGCAGCAAAGGGAACCGCGUGACCCCUGCUGCUGCAGCAGCGGGCUGAGGAGCAGCCCCUCAUCCCUCGUGGUGCUCUCCUGCCCACCACAGCAGCUGGACAGCAUGGCCAGUGAGCCGGACCACCGCUGCCCCAUUUGCCUGGACACCAUGGAUGACGCCAGCUACGCGAUGCCGUGCCUGCACCGCUUUUGCUUUGGCUGCAUCCGUCGCUGGACCCAGAGCAGGCCCACGUGCCCCCUCUGCAAUCGCCGGCUGAGGUCCAUCUUGCACUCGGUGCGUGCGGACAACAGCUUUGAGGAGUUUGUUGUCAGACGGCCUGGGAGGGCCAGAAGAGCACCCCAACGCCAAAGAGGGGCGGUGCCCACCUGGGCGUCCAUGUUCCGCCACCACCCAUCUGUGCUCCGGCCCCUGCUGCCCUGGCUGCACCAGGAGAUGAGGCAGCUCUUUGGGGCUGACAGCAUGGCAGCCUUUUCAGCCUUCCAGCUCGCCGUCUUUGGCCUGUGCUUCUUUGGCCUGGACGAGGGAGCGCUGACCCUGUGGCUGUUCAGCUCCCUGCGAAGCCACGCCGCCGUCUUUGUACGACGGCUCGCUGUCCAAGCUGUGCAGCUGUGCAGCGGGGAGGUGCGACGCCUGCUGGGCCUGGAUGCCUCCCGUGCUGCCACAGGGCAGGAGGGCAGCCCUGCAGCUGCUCGCGGCGCAGCUGCCUCCUCAACAGAAGCUGCCGACCGCAGCCCGCAGCCCUCCGGCAGCAGCUGGGAAGCCAACGUGGAGGAGGAGCUUCCUGUCCCCUCAACCGCUGCCCUUAGUGAGGGUCCCAGCCAGCCUCCGUCCAUCCUGGCUCCGCUGCGGACGGUCCAAGAAGCAGCCCAGGAGGAGCCGGAGGAGGCAGUGCCGGGUCCCUCGAGUGCCAGCACGGUCAGGGAGCGCUCACGCAGGGUGCCUCGGCGAGCCCCGAAGAGGAGGGCACACACCUCUGAGGCCUCUGCACCUCCUGCCAAGAGGCCACCCCGCCGGCAGCACUAG
Gallus gallus (chicken) is the source of this 1276-nucleotide messenger RNA. RefSeq lists its product as uncharacterized. The record is from RefSeq and is a predicted model, not a curated record. Gene Ontology annotation, biological process: protein polyubiquitination; protein monoubiquitination. The coding region runs from base 356 to 1276 and encodes 306 amino acids. Lineage: Eukaryota; Metazoa; Chordata; Aves; Galliformes; Phasianidae. Gene Ontology annotation, molecular function: ubiquitin protein ligase activity; metal ion binding. The transcript is spliced from 2 exons.